Colletotrichum acutatum is the source of this 474-nucleotide messenger RNA. RefSeq lists its product as uncharacterized. Bases 1 to 474 code for a protein of 157 amino acids. Lineage: Eukaryota; Fungi; Ascomycota; Sordariomycetes; Glomerellales; Glomerellaceae. The record is from RefSeq and is a predicted model, not a curated record. The transcript has a single exon.
AUGCUGUGUCUAAGCCGUCAGCUAGAGCCCAGCUGGUCCGAAGGGCUCUUCGCCUUGGAGCCCCUUGAAUCACUUGACGACGACUCAUCACUGGCCAUAAUUCGACUAAGGGUUCAUUGGCUGAAACGUACUAGGAUUACGUCUAUGGCCAGUAGGAUUGCGAAAUCCUUUUCCACAGACCCCCGCGAUGUUUUUCUCGAAGAGGAAUGGAGUCACGUAAACUCCCGCCCGAUCAAAGAUGGAUCUAUCAUUGAGAUCUCGGCUGAGAGCCAGGAUCAGCUCCCAGAUCAAGACUUGCUUCGCCUGAGGUGGCUUCUUAUGAGGCUCCAUGCUUUAUCUGGGGCACCGGACCCCCAGAUCUACCCGCAUAGCCUGGGCGAGAUGGGUGACAUGAUGGUUGUAGGGGGCAUAUACGAUGACGAUCACUCGGAAUAUUAUGAAGAAGAGGGUUCUAUGUUACUUGAUCAUCGAUAA